Molecule: messenger RNA, 5568 nt
Organism: Darwinula stevensoni
Lineage: Eukaryota; Metazoa; Arthropoda; Ostracoda; Podocopida; Darwinulidae
Source: the annotation of a GenBank genome assembly
GCUCAGUCCGAGUCAGUCUCCUCCGUCUGGCUGCGGCUUCAUUCAUCUCUCUCGCUCCCCGUGUUCUCCCCUGUGAGAAAUCCAGGGAAGAAAGGGAGGGAAAAGUGCGUGCGCUUCCUGCUGCGAAAUAACCAGUCUCGAUCCUGCAGUGAAAGUGACUUUUUUUUUCUCCUCCACUCUUUUCUGGAAAAUGUGAGGGGAGAAUUCCACAUUUUGGUUCGUUGACGAUGCAGAGAAGGAAAUCCCACCCGGAGUCCUUCGUCCCUGGGUGUCGUCACUGUGGAUGCACUUGCCAAAGAGACGUCCAGGAAGACGGAAUGUGCAGCGGAGAGAGGUCGGCUUUCCCUCGGGCCAGAAUCCAAGACGACUCUGAUGGUCUCAGACGGUGUUCGUCGAGCUCUCGCCACGAAGGUUUCGACCGAUCCUUGUCAGGGAGGAGAUCGCUUUCACCUCCACGCCAGAGGCUUCGUCAUCGCUUGAAUCCAACUCACGAUCAUUUUCCCACCCAGGCAUGCACGUGCCUAUACCAGCAAGACUCACCUGAUUAUCAUCACAAAGCAUCGCAUGUGGAAUGCAUUCCAGGAUCCCUCCCAAUGUAUGGUGAUUCUCAUAUGUCAGGCAUGGCUAGGAGACCAUCGCAUAGAUCUACUCGUGCAGGAAGAGAGGACUUCUACCCAACUGAUUAUCGUUGGUUAGAUGGCUCUCCUCCCAGUGAAGAAGGUCUGGAGAAUGCCGAUAGAGGUGUGUAUCAGCAUCCAACAGAGAGAAAGCAAUAUAUUCUGUCUUCACCAGAAGGUGAUCUAUAUUUUGUGCCUGAGUCUUACCCAGACAUGGUGGAAUAUAUUGCACAAUGUCCACAACACACAAGCUACUUGCCUGGACCUGGACAAGUGCCGUUAGAAGCUAAUGAGGGAUACCAUUAUUCAGACAGUGGGAUUUCUUCUCGAUACACUGACUCAGUGCCCAAUGAGAGCCAGACUUUGUACUGUGAUGUGGAACCUGAUUCCUAUAUGAUUCCUGGGCAAGAUUAUUUCCUCAUGAGCAAUAGCUAUCCUCCACAAGGUGAAGACAUAUACUCCAAUUCAGGAGAAGCAUCCCCUGUUCUUCAGACACCUGAUAGCACACCAGAGAACAGGAGGGCUGGAUCUAAGUUGAGCAAUGCAAGCAUUCAUUCCAACUUCUCAGAGGACUCUCUGAUGCAACAAGAAGCCUUUCCUUGUGAGCAGCCAAAGCUGCGCUAUUCCCUGCCAACAAUAGCUCAAGAUUCACAAGAAGACAUGUCUGGAAGUCAAGUUUCCAGUGAAGGGAGGCCUCUUUGCAAAGAUAAUACAGUGAUAGUACCCAAGGGACCAAAUCGAUCAACUGCUUGGUGGGAGGCAGCAGGAGAUGACAUGAAGACAGGGGUAAAGAAACACCCACCACUGAAGAAAUUGUCUGUGGACAACUCAUCAGAUAUAGGCCUCCUUUCAAUUAUACUCGUGUAUUCCGGGGACCGAGCGGGUGACUCACUCACUGCUCAUUCGCUGCCGCGUUGGGCUGAGCGUGUAAAUGCGUGGAAGUAUCACUGGAUAGAGUCGAGGAGAGCCCUGCCCAGCGGGGGUAUCCGCCUAUCCUCCGUUUCCCCUUCCUUCAUUCUCCCCCUCGCCAUCCCGCCAUCUAGACGUGUGGGGGUGGUCGUGAUGGCCCCAGAUCGAAGAAAUGGUUCCGUGUUCCAUCCUUCGCCCCCACCCUCUUCAGGAGCUGGGGCUGGGGAUGUCCGAUGUCGUCGGUCUCGUCGUAGUCUCCCUGACCUCAGCACCGUUGUUCGAUUCAACAAGGCUGCCCUAGGACACGCUCACAGUGCUUUCAGAAUCAGAGAUUCCAUUGGUCUUCUGGGCUACUUGUUUCUUGACCAGGGGUGCACAACAUACGGCCCGCGAGGCCCUUGCUCGCGGCCCGCCAUGACUGGUGGUGUUUUAAGUUCUACUAUGGCUCCUGCCCUGUUGGCCACAGCUAUGAUCAGCCAGGCUGCGGCCCACGAUGGGAAAGGUGUAGUUCGUGGGAAAGUGAGGAAAGGAACGAGUCGAUACAUGGAGGAAAUGCCGUUGAAGGAAGACGAAGAAGAGAUGGAGAUGGAAAGAGGUUCCACAAGUCUUCCAACCCCGAAUAUGAACGAAGGCCAAGGUUCAUUGCAUGAAGGGAAGAAGCCUUCACCGACGGCCUUCACCGUGGACAUCGGCGCAGAAGGCCCUACUAAAAAGUUGGAUCUCGGCGACAGUAUUAGCAAGUUCGUGCCCAAGCAUCGUCGGACUCUCAGCUCAAACCGACCCGAAGACAAGGAGGAGGAGAAGGAAGAGGGCACAAGUUGGUUGGAGCCACUCAGAUCCCCAUCUGUGGGAAGAAAGAAGAUUUCUCCUGCCUCAAAAUCACCUCCAUCUACUCAAGUCAAAGCAGUUCCUGUCCUCAAAACAAGGAAGAAUGAAUCCCCUCUGGAGACCAGAAGCACCAGAAAACCACCCAUUAGAGAGUCCAAGUCAGUAGACGAUGGACAUGGGAAGGGAAAACCUGUUCAGCAUAAGGACAAGAAACUGCCAAAGACUCCAAGUGGAAAAGGAGGGAAGCAGGGUGGAGAUACUGUUAAUGGAGUGCCUCCAUUGAAUGAAUCAGCAUCUUAUUUGAUCAACCGGAUGCUAAACAGCAUGCCUGAUGGUGAUGCAAUGUACAGUGAUGACCUGGAUGCAUUUGUGACUGCCAAAUGUGCUGAGGUCCCACAUUCACCCAAGAAGACCAGUAUAGCAGAGACUUUUGUGAUUGACUGCAAGGCCUGUCCAAUCAGUGGUGAACUUUUGCUAAAUCUGAAAGAAGUGCCUGUGGAAGAGGAAGUCAAAGAAGUGAAGGAAAAGGAUGCCCAUCUACAGGACCGUCGUCGUCCCAAGACUCUGCACCUAAGUUCCUCUCCACCUCAGGGCAAAAUGAGUCCCCCAAGUCAGAGUAGUCCAUCAUCCUCACCAACAAGCAAGGAUCGGUCUGUGACAUCCCCUUCAAAGCUCUCUUCUAGUCAGGAGAGUCAAUCCCGUCCACGCCGUCUCCUUCCCACACCCCCUGCCCCAAAGAAUGGCAUCCCCAAUGUAGCUGGCUUGGUUGCUUCUGCUGUGGCUGAGUCCAAGAGGAAAGAAUCUUCUUAUGCUCCUGGACAGCAUAGUGAUAGCAGCCUGGAAACGGAGUCCUAUCUGCGUGAUACUGAGUCUGUGGUGACAGCAAUGCAGGCUCGUGUUGAAGGUCGGAGUGUGGAUCACAAUGCCAAGGAAACUAAGGUCACACUGGCCCCCAAAUCAGCCAGUGCUCAGCAUGGAGCCACAAACACUGUGGAAUCCCAUAAACCUGUUGCUAGGGUUACAAAAGGCCACAUCCAUGCAAAUCCAGCUGUGGAUACUGACCAUAGCAAGAGUUCAAGUCCAUACAGUCGAGAGUGUUCUGUCUCAGACAGUGGGAGUGUCCAUAGUGAUAGCAGCAGCGGAUUGAGUGAAAGCCUCCGGGCUGGUUCCGGGACUGAUGCUCAUAGCAACCGAUAUAAUCGGGCUUACAAGCUGCGGAAGGCUCAAACUACAUAUGACUCAGAGGGUGGAGCAGGAGGGAGAACACGGGUGGCAGAGAAGAAGUCCAAGACCUCAUUAGGACCAGAUCGAAAGUCCAAUGGCUCUGGAAGCGUGGGACUGAGUCAAAGCAGUGUUAGUAGUGAUGCAGCUGCCAAAGGGACAUCCACUGGGUUUGGCAGGAAUGAUGGUGGAAGAUUCAGCCUCAGGCUCAAAAGCAUCCCAGGUAUACCAGCGAAAGGCAGCAAACCACCAUCAGCUCGCAAAGCUCCAUCUCAGGCAGCCACCAAGCCCCCAGUGCCCUCAAGCAAGGAGGAGGAAUUUAAAAAUUGGCAGAGGAGGAAAAAAUAUGACCCACUGAAGGCAGCAGCAGAAGGGAGAAAGAAGGAAGCUGCAAAGCGCAAUCUGAAGGAUGGAUCUGAUCCCAUGACACAGUCUGCUCAUGGAGCUCUGCCAAAUGGAACUGUGAAUGGCUCCCCAUUCGUCUUGAGCAAGUCAGCUUCAUUCCAUGGCCAGGAGCAAGGAGUGACGAUUAUUUCAAGAUCAAUUCGUCACAGACAGCCUGCAAUCCCAGAAGUCUCCUCAGUUUCUCCAUCACCCCCUCCUCCCAAUUAUCCUCAUCAAAUCCCUGAGCCUCAGACUGGCCAUGAUAUCAUGGUUAGUCGAAGCAUGUCCCAUGUCCCUGCAUCCUUCCACAACCAGAGGCACGUACCAUCCCCUGUGUCUGAAGACUAUGAUGAACCCUUCUGUGAUACCCCAAGUCCUACUAGAAAGGUAUCCAUGGAUGAAGGAGUGCCAAGAAGUCCUGUGAGCGGGAGGCAUGUACCAGGAUCCCCUAUCAUGGGUCACAGAAACAAGGGAGGAAAACUGGAAGCAUUGGACUCCCUUGUUAUAUCAACAAUUUCUUCCCUUUCAACGAAACUGGUUGGCAGUGCCCAGGGCCUUCUGGAGAAGCUCAAAAAUCAAUUGAGUGAUGAGACAGAUGUGGCAAGCAAGAUUGAAGAUCUGUUGGUACAGCUGGAGGCACAAAUGCAGCCUGGUGCUCUGCAGGGUCAGGGUAGCCCCAGUCCAGUUGAAGGAUAUUCAAACAAUUCAAGAGGUAGUAGUUCAUCGGCUCGAACUUUGUCUCGUGACCUCUCUGGCACCCUCAAGAACCUCAAGAGGCUACAACAAGCCUUAGCUGUUGUGGAUGAGGUGCUGAGUAUGGACCCAACAGCAGAUGAUGACCUGGUCCAAGCCAGCUUUAAUGGAUACCAUUCCACGGGGCCUUAUCACUAAUCCCCCAGAGUUCUUUCACCGCCUUUAUUGCCAAUAUCCUUGGCCCAUUUUCCCUGUUUCUAUUUUUUCAUAAUCAUCAUGAUUCUCAAUGAGCGAGGUUUGUGUUGUGAUGGUCUCAGUGAGAUUUCUUUACACUUUUUUCCAUACUUUGUGGAUGCCCACUACCCAAUCUCCUGUGCCCUGCCACAUGAGGGGGGACACCCUUUUCAAUGUGUUAAUCCACUAGAGGAUGAGAGAGUUGCUUUCCUCUCUACUAGUCAUGUCAGAAAGGAAAUCUUUGUGCAGACCCAAGACUUCAAGAAGUUAUCCUAGCAUUGACUCCUUGCACAUUCCAGCCUCAUCUUGUCCAUGUCUGAGAGCUUUCACAAUUCAACAUAUUUUUGUGUUCUUUUCUAUUCGAUCUGCUGGUCCUGAGGUCCACUCCCAUUUGUGCAAUCAGUCUGCACACAAGGAGAAUGAUUUGGAUUGCAGGUUGUAUCAGAUUCAGAACUGAUCCUUCUCUUGCUAUUGUUGCUCAGUGCCAUACAUGUGAUGAGACAGAGAAUCCUGUUCAAGAAUGCUUUCUAAUGCCUCUGCUGAUGUUAGAGUAUCCUGAAACCCCCCAAAAGAACUCAAAACCUCUUAUUCAAAACCCUCUGCUUCAUGUUUGAAUCUUCUUAAUUUAUUACUAUGGUCUCUGUUUUCAAUCUGAGGAGAGAGAAUAAAAGUAUAUAAGGAG